This is a messenger RNA of Ornithorhynchus anatinus (platypus), 3372 nucleotides long. RefSeq names its product tRNA methyltransferase 1 like (gene TRMT1L). Gene Ontology annotation, biological process: tRNA N2-guanine methylation. The record is from RefSeq and is a predicted model, not a curated record. Lineage: Eukaryota; Metazoa; Chordata; Mammalia; Monotremata; Ornithorhynchidae. The transcript is spliced from 16 exons. The coding region runs from base 62 to 2323 and encodes 753 amino acids. Gene Ontology annotation, molecular function: RNA binding. Gene Ontology annotation, cellular component: nucleus.
GGGCCCGACGGGGAGGCCGCCAUUGCCGCCGCUGCGCCGUCGCCCGGACGCGGUGGGCGUCAUGGCGGAGGCCGCCCCGACACCCGAGGACGGCCAGGGGAAGGAAGAAGAGGAGGAGGAGGAGGAAGAAGAAGAAGAAGAGGGGGAGGAGGUGGAGGAAGGCCCGGGCGCCGCGGAGACGAAUGGCAAAAUUAUUCCUUCCAAAUUGGAUAGCAACAAAGAAGGUGAAGAAAUUCUGUAUGAAAUGGCGUCCAAGGAUGAGGCAGAGCCCACCGGACAGAGUUCCACGAGGGAGGCUGACAGUAACAUUUUGGAUCUAUCAUCCGAUUUUCCAAGAGAAAAACACAUCUCAAUUCAAAAGCAACUUACCGACCUAGAGAAGUUAGCCGGCUUGGCCGAAGGUGAGUCUGCCUCCCCCGAAUCACCGAACGCAAAUCAUGUUGAAGCUGAUAGGAAGUUUUGUCCACUUUGUACUGAAGAAAAAUUCAAAGCUUCUUCUGUUCAUAAGCUUCAUCGGCAUCUUCAGAAUUUACAUUGGAAAGUCUCUGUUGAAUUUGAAGGUUACAAAAUGUGCAUCUGUUACUUACCUUGCCGGCCAGUGAAAUCAAACCUGAUAGGAGACCAGACCUCUACAAAGAUGGGCGCUCAUUACCACUGCAUUAUUUGUUCAGCAACAAUCACACGACGAACUGAUAUGGUAGGGCAUAUUAGUCGCCAUAUAAAUAAAGGAGAGACUGAAUCCCGAUAUAUUGCAGCUUCUGCUGCUAAAACUUCUCCUGAAGUUUUGAAAGAGGCUGACACAGAUAUUCAUGUUCUUCCUAAUCAUUCCACACCUCAGAAAACAGACUCCUAUUUUAAUCCCAAAAUGAAACUGAACAGGCAGCUAAUAUUCUGUGCCCUAGCUGUCCUAGCUGAGGAACGAAGCCCUUUGGAAUGUUUGGAUGCUUUUGGAGCAACUGGCAUAAUGGGAUUACAAUGGGCAAAACAUCUUGGGAAUUCAGUAAAGGUUACAAUUAAUGAUCUUAAUGAAAAUUCGGUGAUGAUGAUUCAGGAAAACUGCCAUUUAAAUAAAAUGAAAGUGGUGUUGGGCAAUAAGGAAGAGGAUGAGGGAAAUGAAGACCUCGAAGUAGAAGAAAACGUCGGAACUAUCGAGGUGACCAAAAUGGAUGCCAAUGUGCUAAUGCAUUUGAGAUCAUUUGAUUUCAUACACUUAGAUCCAUUCGGAACAUCAGUGAACUACCUGGAUUCGACAUUCAGGAAUGUAAGAAAUCUUGGAAUUGUGUCAGUAACGUCCACGGACAUCAGUUCUUUGUAUGCUAAGACGCUGCACGUGGCACGACGUCACUACGGUUGCACCAUUGUCCGAACAGAAUACUACAAAGAACUAGCAGCAAGAAUUGUAGUCGCUGCUGUGGCAAGAGCCGCAGCCCGGUGUAAUAAAGGGAUAGAAGUUCUACUUGCAGUAGCACUGGAACAUUUUGUGCUGGUGAUUGUCAGAGUUUUGAGAGGACCUUCUCAGGCAGAUGAAACAGCAAAGAAGAUUCGUUACCUUAUUCAUUGUCAGUGGUGUGAAGAGAGGAUUUUUCAAAAGGAAGGAAAUAUGGUUGAAGAAAACCCAUAUCGACAGCUGCCUUGCGACUGCCAUGGAAGCAUGCCUGGAAAGACAGCGAUAGAACUUGGUCCUCUGUGGUCAGGGUCCCUCUUUAAUACAGCAUUCCUCUGGAGAAUGCUGUGUAAAGCUGUGAAGCAUGGUUUAGAAGACAUUCAGACCUUAAUAAAGACCUUAAUAUGUGAAGCAGAGUGUACGACUCUGAAACAGCUUUCGAUUCACGGACCUUCAAAUCUCAGCAAGCAUGAGGAAUGUGGAGUCAUUAUUAAAACUCCGGAUUUGGCAACAGACUCCUGUGGCGUACAUGGAAAAAGAAAAAGGAACGAAGUGGGCAGAAAUGCAAGCAAAAGGCAAAAGACGGAAGUCAGUGCCGAACACCCUCCCUUUUACUACAAUAUCCACCGACACAGUAUCAAAGGAAUGAAUAUGCCAAAGUUAAACAAGUUUCUACAGUAUCUCACCCAGGCAGGCUUCCGUGUGAGCCGUACCCACUUCGACCCUAUGGGAGUUCGUACAAACGCCCCUCUGAUCCAGUUCAAGUCUAUCCUCGUGAAGUACAGCACCCCCACAGCCACCGGAGGCCAGACGGACGGCCACCUGCAGCCAGUGGAAGACGCAGCACCAGACCCUACCCAGCCUUCAGCCGACGGCAGAUCCAGGGCCGAAAGCUUAUUCUCAGAUUUCCGUACAGCUGAUCUGGCAGCCGCCGUGUAAAGACGGAGCUCGGAUGCUGGGGAUGUAAUGCCGUGGUUUUGAGAAGUAAAACAAUCCUAGUUUUACACUGAAACAGCAGCCAUCAGUUUAACUGCUUUUGGAAGCUAAGCUUUCCAAUUUUCUCUUGUUUUAAAGGAGACCAGUUUAAAGAUUUUACAAGACUUCAGAUGUGGUGCAUUGUUUUCUGUUGAGCAGGCAACUUGCCGUUCACUUGGAAAUAUUUCCUAGGUGCACAGCCAGCCAGCCGUUUUGUUUUAGGCUUCAUUGGCUUAUCUAUCCGAACCUAUUCAACGUGUUUUUAAUGUUCAAUUCAGAGGAGGGAGGGAGGGAUGGAUGGAUGGGGCUAACGCUUUAACACUUUCACAGCCUGGCAUCGACUUGGUCCCUGCAGCUUCCUUUUGGGCUUGCACCGAAUGUCAUAGCCAGAUUCGUGAUCUCCUUUCCGAUUUCUGGAACUGGCCCCGAUCCGUCAUUCCAGCAUAGUGCUUUCUGCCUCUGUACAAAAUGGAAAUGACUUAAGCUUUUGGAUGUUUAAACCCAAGCCAGACAGUGUUGCAGUUUGUAAGCUGAGGCUCCCUUUCCUAUUUAAAGUUUAAUCGUGCAAGCUCCAGGAAUGGGCAUCUACUCCUCCCCCCGGAAGGUGGGCUUCACCUUUUUUUGCUUUUUGGGGGGUCGGGAGAGACAGGAGGGUCAGUAAUUUAACCCGAUAGUUGAGAAGUGCUCUGGAUUUUGAGUUGGAUGGGACGUGCUUUUGGACAAGAGCUGAGAACAGUAGAUUCCAGCAUUUGUUUCUCUGGAAACAUAUGUUUAGAGAAAGAAGUGAAUGUGUUGCUGACCUCACUGUCCCAGUCCAUGCAUGAAUCCCCUAUGAAUCCCUAUAUUUGCUUGUGAGCUGCCUCUUCCAAGUGAAAUUGCUAUGAUUUUUACAGUAGUGAAGGUUUUUCUCUUUCAGUGUUCAGCAUUUUGUGUAUAGAGGCUGUAACGAAUCGUAAAAAAAAAAAAAUUGGUUGAUUUGUUUUGUUUCAAUAAAUAUUGUUCUCGCAGAUUCA